GUCAGAGUUUGUUUUGAGCAUGCGUUGAAAUACCACAGUGCCCCGUGUGCUGUGUGUAUGUCCGUGUGUUGAUAUGUAACAGGGAAAAAUCGCUCCACCCGUCUCCUGCUCAUCAUAUAAGCCCGUCUAGUCAGAAGACUGUGUCCUGCCGAAGGUGUUUGCUCAGAGAAAGCCGCUGUUCCUGCAUUUACCCGCAGUAGUGGUGAAGUAGGACACUCAGCGCUGCUACAAGGUACCACAACAGAACACAAGGGGAAAUUACAGAAGAGGACAACGAUUUUUUUCUUCCCGGAAAGAAGACAAAGUUACACUGGGUUGGAACAUCGUGAAGUUUAACCCCUCCCACACAGAUGCUUCCGGCCGACCUGAUUGGUGGGAGUGAUGUGUGAACUAGAUGACCUGGCUGGCCAAUCAGUGGAGCAUGAGAGUGUGCUGACAGCCAGAGCAGCAGUGUUUCUACCAGAGCGUGAGAGGGAGUGGAGGAGAGGAACAGAGCCAGAGGGAGAGGAGGAGGAGGAAGAGGCAGAGGAGCAAAGGGAAGGAAUGGGUGUUGGUAAAAACACCACCUCCAAAUCCAUGGACUCCGCCGCAGAGCCUGGCAAAUAUGAGGAGGAGAACAAACACAGUGCACACUUCUAUCCCAUCCCAGUGGUUAAUGGUGUCGUGCAGACCCCCGGAGAUCAGGACGCAGAGGACACGCAACUCAUGGCCAUUUACACAAAAGACAGCCAGACUGAGGACAAAUGCUCCAUAUCAGAGACUGUGGACAGUACAGACAGCAUAGACGCCAGGAGAAGUGACAUGAUAUACACCAUAGAGGACACACCACCUUGGUACCUGUGUGUUUUUCUAGGUUUACAGCACUAUCUUACCUGCUUCAGUGGAACUAUCGCUGUACCCUUCCUGCUUUCUGAGGCCAUGUGUGUGGGAUAUGACCAAUGGGCAACCAGUCAGCUGAUUGGCACCAUUUUCUUUUGUGUGGGCAUCACCACCCUGCUGCAGACCACCCUUGGCUGCCGGCUUCCAUUGUUCCAGGCUAGUGCUUUUGCUUUUCUCGCCCCUGCAAGAGCCAUCCUUUCACUGGAUAAGUGGAAAUGUAACACAACAGCUUUUCCUUUAUUAAAUGCCACAGAGCUGCCACACACAGAAGACAUCUGGUACCCCAGGAUACGAGAGAUCCAGGGUGCUAUAAUAGUCUCGUCUCUAAUCGAGGUGAUCAUAGGGGCCUUGGGUUUGCCAGGUGUCCUGUUGAAGUACAUCAGCCCGCUCACCAUUACUCCUACUGUCACUCUCAUUGGGCUCUCGGGCUUCCAGGCGGCUGGAGAGAGGGCAGGCAAACACUGGGGCAUCGCCAUGCUAACCAUAUUCCUGGUGCUGCUGUUCUCUCAGUAUGCACGUAACAUCCAGUUGCCGCUUCCCAUCUACAGAUCCAAAAAAGGUUGGACAUCUUACCGCCUGCAGCUGUUCAAGAUGUUCCCAAUCAUCAUGGCGAUCCUUGUGUCAUGGUUUCUGUGUUUCAUCUUCACGGUGACUGACGUGUUUCCUCCUGAGAAGGACAAAUAUGGGUUCUAUGCCCGAACAGACGCCCGACAGGGCAUCCUUGCAGCCGCUCCCUGGUUUAAGAUACCCUACCCCUUCCAGUGGGGGUUGCCCACAGUGACAGCAGCAGGGGUGAUUGGGAUGAUGAGUGCUGUGGUUGCCAGUAUCAUAGAGUCUAUUGGAGACUAUUAUGCCUGUGCCCGUCUCUCCUGUGCCCCGCCUCCACCUAUACAUGCCAUUAACAGAGGGAUCUUCAUGGAGGGACUUUCCUGUGUUCUCGAUGGCGUCUUUGGGACAGGAAAUGGCUCAACAUCGUCUAGCCCAAAUAUUGGAGUUCUGGGCAUCACAAAAGUGGGCAGCAGGCGGGUAAUUCAGUAUGGUGCGGCACUGAUGCUACUACUAGGAAUGGUGGGUAAAUUCAGCGCUCUCUUCGCAUCAUUGCCGGACCCAGUUCUGGGGGCGCUGUUCUGCACUCUAUUCGGCAUGAUCACUGCUGUUGGCCUUUCCAAUCUGCAAUUUGUGGAUCUCAACUCGUCCCGCAAUCUGUUUGUCCUUGGCUUCUCCAUCUUCUUUGGCCUCGUCCUGCCCAGCUACCUCAAAGAAAACCCUCUAGUCACUGGUAUAGUGCAGAUAGAUCAGGUGCUGAAUGUUCUGCUUACGACUGCCAUGUUUGUAGGAGGUUCAGUGGCGUUUGUGCUAGAUAAUACUAUUCCUGGCACCCCGGAGGAAAGGGGCAUCCGUAAGAUGAAUCGUGGAAACAGCGCAUCUAAACGGGACAGAAUGGAGUCUUACGACCUUCCGUUUGGUAUGGACUUCCUGCGGCGUCAUCGCAUUUUCCAGUACCUCCCAAUCAGCCCCACUUUCGCUGGCUACCAAUGGAGCAUCCUCACCCACGGUUGCCAUAACAGAAGAGAGGACGACAUGCCAACAAAGCCAGAACUGGGAGAAAGUGGGGUAUAGUGUUUAGCACUAGUAUGUUUUCAGAUGGUAGUCACAACGCUCCAUUCCACUCAGACAGCAAAAUCCACAGCCCGGUCCUUUAACAAAAAGCCAGCUAUAAACUAUCUUCAUCCUACAAUCCUUUAAAAACUCUGUAUCCUUUUUGAUCGAGUUUGUCAUCAACACUAAAGUUGGUUUCUUAAAACUUUGACAGCACAGCAGCUUUGGAGCUGAUCUGAAGGUGUCUCCAUGACAACAGUGAGUGGAUGCAAUGCAGGUUGUACUCGUUCAUCUCACUCUGUGUGGGAGAACGUGAAAACAGAGACUGAUGGAUGGAAAAAUCACUUUCUGAAUUUCCAGUAUCAGUGUUCCUUUUUUUGGCCUGCACUUCUCCAUCUGCAUCAGUGUGUAGAUAAUUGGAUGUGUUUGAAUUUAAAUGAAGUACUAUUGAGUGCCUACGUGCACAUGGCGGCCACUAUCACCUUCACAUUCACAACAAACACAAACAUGCUCAGUCUCGCUUUAUGCAUGGCGCAGUUCCGGAUCCCGUUAAACCAAGAGGAUCGUUAAAGGUUUACUUAGUGAUGCAAGGUUAUUGUGCUUUAUGUUUGAAUUGCACUGCUUGAAUUAACGCACAAAAUGUAGUUUGCUUGUUCCUAAUUUAACUUCCAGUGUCCGAGUCUUGCUUCCAAAUCCGUAAGUACUUAAACUGAAAUGAAAAAUUUAAGUCCCAAUGCCUUAAAUGUAAGGAAAACGAUUCAGUCGUACAAAUUUAUGUUUUAGUCAUCUCGUUUAUGUUGUUAGUUAGCUGCUAUUUUGCUUAAAGUGUUAGUUCACCCAAAAAUGAAAAUUAAUUAAUUUUUGGGUGAACUAACACUGUAAUAGCUCAUAUUGAAAGAAACGUUUCUUAUUAAAUGCCACCUUGAAUUUGUAGCGUGUUUUGGAGGCGGAUAGCUAUGCAGUAGGUAAAAUUAUACAAAAAACGAAUGUAUGUCAGUGCAUGGUUUGCAAAAGAAGGAAGACUGGAAGGGGAAAACUUGAGAAUGGUUGCACUCAGGCAGUCCCAUCGAAAGAUGUGGGGAAACGUUUUUCUUUUGGUCGGAUUCUGUUGAGCCCUCCUUUGGGCGUCUUUUAUGUGAUUAUAGGUGGCACUUCCUCACUGCUGUUCAAGAGAAUGUGGUUUAUAAUGUAGAUUCUCACAAGCACUGCAGAUGUGGUUUGUUUUUGGACACAGAGAGGAUGGGCGGAAUUUAGUGGGCAUUUAUUGACAGUUUCUCCAACUGUAUAAAUCCUGUUGUACUGCAUUAUCACAAUCACUUACUAAUCGUUAGUAUUUAGUUGGACCUAUAAGUUCACAUUUCUCAUUUUUGGUUUACAGACGUACUAUAAUCUUUACAGUAACAUGUACAACACACAGCAUUUUUAAAUGUACACUAUCCGUUUGUGUUGCAGCAUUGUAACCAAUUUUUGACCAUUGGAGACUCUGGUGUCAUGGAAUGGAGACUUCAUUGGCCUUCCUGAUUUAAUAGUGCGCAGUUAUGCUUUCACCUCUGUGAUAAUCUCACUUACAGCUUCAUCUGAUGGUUGUAUCUUUAUUUGAAGCUCAUACUGUGUCCACUUCAGAUUCAGAGUUUCUUUUGUUGACUUGUAAUUUAUUUAUUUAUAUGUACUGUCUACUAUCUUUGUGCAAAUCCUUUGCUGCCUGUAAGCAGGAAAUGGGAGAUGCAGUUCUGCACUCUAAGGUUUGAUUUGAUAGGCUGUCAGCAUGGUGCAAAGAGAAAUUGCAGUUUUAUAUUACCAGUCUUGAUAUUUACAACAUAACUGGUGCUUCCUCUGUGAAUCAUUCCAACUAACAUGUUUGAGAUGUUUCUCUCUCGCUCGCUCUCUUUCUAGCUGACCUGUAAUACAGCCUAAUUUUGGUUUCUUUGAUUUUGUUUUUAACAGAAAACCCUAAUUAUGCAAGGACCAUUUCACUUAGUAACACAAUGUUACAACUGUUACUUUGUUUUCAGCCUUAUUUACACAUUUUUUCAAAACGUUCUGUGCAUUAUAGCAGGAAAGAACACAUCGCACGUGUGUUUGAGAGUGUUGAGGAGACAGUAUUUGGUACCUAAAAGCCAGAUCUGAGUGUUGUAUGUAUACAAGGCAAUACUAAUUUACUUACUGUUUAGUGAACACUUGAAACAGAGUGCUGCAGCAAAAAUUCUACAGUAGAAUAAGAUAUACAGUUCAAAACAUAUAUUGUAAAGAAUCCAUUACUAUAGCACUUUUUGGUCCUAAAAUAACCUUCUUAUAAAACAUUCAGCACUCUGAAGUGUGGUAUAAUGAUUGCCUGUGAAUCCAAAGUAAAUGCAUCUGAGAAAGUGUGAAGUUUGCCUCUGAAUCCCAUCCCAUUCACACCGAUAGUGCUUGCAGUGGUGUCAGUCUCGUCUCCUUAAAUUUUAUCCUUAUAUAGUUUAUUGAAAUGUUAUUUGAAACAGAAUAUGACAUCUUAUGAAGACCUUUCACAGCCUGUGGUGUUUAUUUGUCUUGUCAAUCGUUUCAGUCAUUUAUAUGGCAGUGAAAUUAAUAAAUAUUUGUCAGAAUAUAUAGCAAAUGGUGAUUUCAAAAGGAUUUUUGGCCACUAAUUUACACUAUUAUUAGUACUUUUAACAUUUAUUGAUGCUAAAUAUGGUUUUUAACAUGAGAACAUUUUGGAAACACACACUGUUGUGCGAAAUCUCUGUAUGGGCUGUCAUGUAAAGGUUGUGAUGGGUCUUAAUAACAUGGUGGCAUGUGAUUCAAAGAAAAACAACCCUUCAGUUAUUUUGAAGGGGGUAUAUCUGAAGAAUAUACUUAGUUUCUCUGAAUUGUAAUAUGUUUUUAAUGUUUUACUGUUUUGUUUGUACAUCAUUUUGUGUUUUUACAGACGAAAAGAUGUUGGAAAAAAUGCUUAUCUUAAAUCAUCAUGCUGCAAAGCGCACCAAUUUGUUACUUUUUUUUUUUUUUUUUUUAAUCUGUAGUUUGAUUGAAUAUAUUUGUUGUUAACUUGGAUGUUUUCAUAUUGUAUUUUUCUAACAUUACUUCUGUUCAUGUUAAAAUUAGUACAAAUUUAGAAAGUGCAAUGCAUUGAAACUAUUAUAAAUACAUGAAUAUAUAUAUUGAGUGCAGAAUGUGCUAUAUUCUUGGACCAGCCAUUGCAGCUCCUGUUAGUAGAAACAGCAGAAAUUGUUUUAUUCCAUGUUCCUAAAGACAUUUAAUAAGAUGUUUCUGAGCAAAUCAUAACGUCUUUUGUCUCU
Messenger RNA from Onychostoma macrolepis, 5756 nucleotides. RefSeq names its product solute carrier family 23 member 2 (gene slc23a2). Gene Ontology annotation, biological process: L-ascorbic acid metabolic process; transmembrane transport. NCBI's taxonomy places the organism in Eukaryota, Metazoa, Chordata, Actinopteri, Cypriniformes, Cyprinidae. The transcript is spliced from 17 exons. The record is from RefSeq and is a predicted model, not a curated record. The coding region runs from base 382 to 2499 and encodes 705 amino acids. Gene Ontology annotation, molecular function: transmembrane transporter activity. Gene Ontology annotation, cellular component: membrane.